AACUGCGCGCGGGCCGGCGCGCCCAGCCUCGUUUCCAGAGUCCGCCCUCUCGCCUGCCCGCCGCCUGACGCGCUCGGCCGCUGCCAGGAUGCCGAACUGGGGAGGAGGCAAGAAGUGUGGGGUGUGCCAGAAGACGGUGUACUUUGCCGAAGAGGUCCAGUGCGAAGGCAGCAGCUUCCACAAGUCCUGCUUCCUAUGCAUGGUCUGCAAGAAGAACCUGGACAGCACCACCGUGGCCGUGCACGGCGAGGAGAUCUACUGCAAGUCCUGCUACGGCAAGAAGUACGGGCCCAAGGGCUACGGCUACGGGCAGGGCGCAGGCACCCUGAGCAUGGACAAGGGGGAGUCGCUCGGCAUCAGACACGAGGAGGCCCCCGGCCACAGGCCCACCACCAACCCCAACACGUCCAAGUUCGCCCAGAAGAUCGGGGGCUCCGAGCGCUGUCCGCGGUGCAGCCAGGCCGUCUAUGCCGCCGAGAAGGUGAUUGGCGCUGGGAAGUCCUGGCAUAAGUCCUGCUUCCGAUGUGCCAAGUGCGGCAAAGGCCUCGAGUCCACCACCCUGGCUGACAAGGAUGGCGAGAUUUACUGCAAAGGAUGCUACGCAAAGAACUUCGGGCCCAAGGGCUUCGGCUUCGGGCAGGGAGCUGGGGCUCUGGUUCACUCUGAGUGAGCGCCCCGCGCCCACGCCCCACUGCCCACGCCGUGCUUCUCGUCGCCCCCCACCCCAACGACCUUGAGACCGCCAGGCUUCCUCCCUCCCUCAGUCCUGCACGCGUCACUAAGGACUCGACCCCAGGGUGUCUGGCUUCCUUGGGUUUGGGCGUCUGCUGGAGGGCCCCCCUACCUGGCCCACCAUGUCACCAGCGGGGCCUCUUGCUCUGGGUGUCCCCCCACCUCUCCCCUCCCCACCUCUUCCCUUCCCUCCUCC
This is a messenger RNA of Odocoileus virginianus texanus, 928 nucleotides long. It is a transcript of the gene CSRP1, whose product is annotated as cysteine and glycine rich protein 1. Gene Ontology annotation, molecular function: actinin binding; structural constituent of muscle. Gene Ontology annotation, biological process: muscle tissue development; sarcomere organization. Gene Ontology annotation, cellular component: nucleus; cytoplasm; Z disc. The record is from RefSeq and is a predicted model, not a curated record. Lineage: Eukaryota; Metazoa; Chordata; Mammalia; Artiodactyla; Cervidae.